Hyaloscypha bicolor E is the source of this 2532-nucleotide messenger RNA. RefSeq lists its product as uncharacterized. Lineage: Eukaryota; Fungi; Ascomycota; Leotiomycetes; Helotiales; Hyaloscyphaceae. Bases 1 to 2532 code for a protein of 843 amino acids. Gene Ontology annotation, molecular function: ATP binding; ATP-dependent chromatin remodeler activity. The record is from RefSeq and is a predicted model, not a curated record. The transcript has 10 exons.
AUGAGACGACAGGUUCUAGGCAUUGCGGGAGAAUGCCAACUUCCUUCUGGGAGUUAUCAACAGCUAGGCUCUUCCACUCACGCCGUCAGACUUGAUACGUCCUCCAAAUUCGGCUCCUCUUCCGAUACCGACUUCAGUGGCACCAUCUCAAACCAGCAGCAUACUGAACUAUUGCAGGCACUCCUCGACGAGACAUCUCUCACGCUUCAAGUGAAGUGUAAGUUUGGAGAUGAACAAGUAGUGCAUCCAAAUCUGAGGAGACGUCUGCCUUGCAUGAGGCCGUGUUCGCUCUUGAUUAUUAUCUACGGGUCGGCCUGUCUCUGUGAGGAUGUUGGCAGCUUUUUCCAGGACCAUGACAUAUAUUUGCAAGACCCUCGAGGCUGCGAAUUAGAUGUUAGGUAUUGUAAUCCCCACCGACUUUCCUCCAUGGACCUGGGGUCUUGCCCAAUGACAUCGAAAUUGGGAUUGCAAGGGGAUCCGAUUGGGGCCUUUAACUUGGAAGAAGCCCCUCAACAACCAGAUAUUCUCGCCAUUCUCGAUUCUCAGGAAGAUCUACUAGAAGCUCCCCAGCCAGACGCGAUUCUAGCCGAUCUUGAACGACAUCAAAAACAAGCUCUGACUUUUAUGCUGCAGAGAGAGCAGGGAUGGGCUUUUAAUGGCCAAACUCCGGAUAUCUGGGAAAUGAAGAAAACUAGCCAAGGCUAUUGCUUCAUCAACAGGAUCUCGGGUGCUUAUCAAACUGAGGAGCCACCACAAUUUUUUGGGGGCAUCAUCGCAGAUCCCAUGGGGCUUGGCAAAACAUUGAGCAUGAUAGCCCUGAUUGCCACAGACUUAAAAGGGUAUCGCUAUGGGGACUUUGUGAUGCAUAGCAGUAUUGGUGAAGAUUUAUCAAACAUGACCACACUUGUCAUAGUGCCUCCACCAGUGCUCGACAGCUGGGAAGAGCAACUAUCACAACAUGUUGUGAAAUCUCGUCUAACAUGGGGCCGUCAUCAUGGCAAGUCUCGUUUGACCAAAAUCUCUGAAUUACACAGCUACAAUUUGGUAUUGACGACUUACCAUACCGUGUCAGCUGAAUGGAGAAAUGGAAACCAGGCUGAGAUGUCCAUCCUUUUUUCAACCCACUGGAAACGUGUGAUCCUUGAUGAAGCACACAUCAUUCGCAAUAGCGGGUCGCAAAUGGCCAAGGCGAUAUGUUCUCUUCCCGCUUCUUCCCGAUGGGCAGUGACAGGAACUCCAAUUCAGAAUCGCCUUGGAGAUCUUGUAGCUCUUUUGAAAUUCCUUCAAGCGCACCCAUACGGUGACACAGGGAGGUUUGAAGCCGAUAUAACUCUUUUGUGGAAGACAGGCGGAGUCGGGGAAGUAGAGGAAGCCGUCAGGAGACUUCAGCGAUUAUCUGGAUGCCUUCUGCUGCGGAGGCCAAAGGAAACCAUCAACUUGCCCCCAAGGCGAGACCUGAAAUGCGUCGUGGAGUUUAACGUCGACGAAAGAGCACUCUAUGACGAAAUAAAGAGCCGAACGAUCGCAAAUUUCAAAGAAACUACUCCCCAAGGCACUGACAGAUCUAAUUCCACUACCUGUGUUAAUAUUAUCCAGCAAAUCAACUCGCUGCGUAUGAUUUGUAAUAUGGGACUUCAAUACCACUCGCGUUACGACAAUACCGCUGCCGAAGUUGGUUCGGAAGGGCAAAUCAAAUGGGCGGAAGUCGCGCAGCAAGCUUUCGACUUUCAGCUUGAAGUCGGAUCCAUAAUUUGCCAGUUCUGUUCAUCAUCACUCGAUGUGACAGAAACUCUACUAAGUGAGCCUGAGACCCAGACGCAGCCUCGGUUCUCUGAAUGCCUGAGAUUCAUCUGCUCCGAAUGCACACAACGCCUCCACAGGGGCUCAAAACCCAUCUCGUGCGGGCACACCACGUCCCAUACCACUGCGCCAGUUUCUACGAGUCGUACAGAGCCCGAGGAAGCAGCCCCUCCAAUACCCCUUAUGGAAGAUUACCAGACCUCUUUAAUCAACCUUCCCUCAAAGGUUACGUCCCUAGUGACGCAGCUCCAGACCCAACAAGCCGAUGUGAAGUGUCUUGUAUUCUCGUCAUGGAGAAUGACUCUCGAAGUCGUCGAAGCCGGCCUCAAGCAAGCUAAUAUCCAAUAUCUGCGCUUUGAUGGCAAAGUCCCGCAGAAAAAUAGGCAAGCUAUCAUCGAAAGGUUUCGGAAAGACCCGUUAAUCAGGGUCAUGAUUCUCACACUGUCCUGUGGAGCUGUUGGUUUGACGCUGACUGAAGCCUCUUACGCCUACCUCAUGGAGCCUCAUUGGAACCCAACAAUUGAGGAGCAGGCAUUAGCACGAAUACACAGGAUUGGCCAGAAGAAAGAGGUUACGACAGUUCGCUUCUUCGUGAGGGAUACAUUUGAAGAGGCGAUGAUGGAAAUCCAGAAGUCCAAAAAGGAUUUGGCUAGUUUGUUAUUUUCUCCGCGUGGAGAUAGUCAAGCCGGAGAUGUUGAGCGUCUUCAGGUUUGUUUAUCACUCAAAUAUUGA